Molecule: messenger RNA, 757 nt
Organism: Microstroma glucosiphilum
Lineage: Eukaryota; Fungi; Basidiomycota; Exobasidiomycetes; Microstromatales; Microstromataceae
Exons: 1
Coding region: 284-679 (131 amino acids)
Source: RefSeq, a predicted model, not a curated record
ACAGGCCCAGACCCCGCAUCGACCAAUGCACGAAGUGCCAACAGUAUGGGCACAAGAUCGAGAACUGCAAGUCAGCCGUACCGAGUUGCAGGCUGCGCGCACUACCUCAUCUGACCCAAGACCACACGGACUGCGACCAGUGUGAGGACUGACGAUUUGACGGCAGCGGAGAGGCGAACAAGAAGCGAUGUACACUCUACGAGAUCAAGUGCGCGAAUUGCGGAGGGCAGCAGUAUGCAAGCAGCCGUCAAUGCCCGGCAAGACGUCGCAUUGAAACAGUAUCAUGGACACGUUAAGUUCCCUACAAAUCUUUCAGCUCAGCUGCCACAAGUCUGCUCUUGUGAUGCAUGCCCUGCUAGACAACGAGGAGGUCGCUGAGCAAGUAGAUGUACUCUACCUACAAGGUCCUUUCUCCAUGUACACUAAUCCCCUCUGCCAUCAUCGUUGGCGACCCUAUGGGAUGAUCGGGCCCUCCCCGGAGGAGCCAGGAUUCCCUAGAAAGAGACCAUAUCCACCGCGCACAGGAUCUCUAACAUACAUCCACCAACAGGUCCGUCAAGCAGACGUCACCCUCAUCCACCAGAUGCACGCCGACAUCGUGGCUGCUGCUCGGAUCAGGGGGCCCCAGGUCGGUCUUCACGUCGGUGUUUCUGCAGCUCCUCGCGUUCUUCCUGCUUGAAGUUGAUGAGGAGAGGAUCAUGAUCUGGAGCUCCAUUCCCUGUCAUCCCCGAGAUAGUGGCCUUCGCGACAUGGUCGU